This is a messenger RNA of Acanthoscelides obtectus, 1996 nucleotides long. The record is from the annotation of a GenBank genome assembly. Lineage: Eukaryota; Metazoa; Arthropoda; Insecta; Coleoptera; Chrysomelidae.
AGAUACUGACAACCAACGGGUGAUUAUACACGUUCGCGAUGUGAACGAUGAGCCUCCGUACUUCAUCAACCGUCCUCUGCCGAUGCAGGCAGUCGUGCAGCUUAAUGCACCACCAAACACACCUGUCUUCACUCUCCAGGCUCGAGAUCCUGACACGGAUCACAACAUUCACUACUUUAUCGUCCGAGACCGAACGGGAGGACGAUUUGAGGUGGAUGAACGAUCUGGAGUGGUCAGAACUAGAGGUACAGAUCUCUUCCAAUUAGACAUGGAAUAUGUAUUAUACGUGAAGGCUGAAGACCAAAAUGGAAGAGUAGAUGACAAGAGAUUCCAGAGUACUCCAGAGGAAAGGCUGUCGAUUGUUGGUGGUAAAAGAGCACCGCAAUUCUAUAUGCCCAGUUAUGAAGCUGAGAUUCCGGAAAAUCAGAAAAAGGACUCAGACAUAAUCUCGGUGAAAGCAAAAUCCUUCGCCGAUAGAGAAAUCCGCUACACACUGAAAGCUCAAGGGCAAGGUGCUGGCACAUUCAAUAUUGGACCCACAUCUGGUAUAGUGAAACUGGCCAAAGAAUUGGACUUCGAAGAUCUGAGGCAGCCACAUGUCUAUUCUUUGGUUGUAACUGCAACAGAAGAUUCCGGUGGAUUUUCCACUUCUGUUGAGUUAACCAUCCGUGUGACCGACGUGAACGACAACGCUCCCAAGUUCGAGCUUCCUGACUACCAAGCACACAACGUCGAUGAAGACAUACCACCUGGAACCAGCAUCUUGAAGGUUAAGGCGAUGGAUGCCGAUAGUGGUACCAAUGCCGAAAUAGAGUACUUUGUGUCAGAUGAUCACUUUAGCGUGGACCCCAGCGGGAUUAUAUCCAAUAAUAAACAGUUGGAUGCCGAUAAUAACAAUGCUAACUAUGAGUUCAGUGUUACUGCUAAGGAUAAGGGAGAACCAUCGAAAACUGGAACAGCGACGGUGAGAGUCUACACAAAGAACAAAAAUGACGAAGAACCCAAGUUUUCGCAGCAAGUAUACACCCCAAACGUGGACGAAAACGCUGGUCCAAAUACUCUAGUAACUACUGUCGUAUCCUCAGAUAAAGAUGGUGACAAUGUGAGGUUUGGUUUUGUUGGAGGAGGCACCACUGCUGGACAAUUCGUUAUUGAGGAGAUUACUGGUGUCAUUCGACUUCACAAUAAGCCCAUAUCGCUAGAUAGAGAUAAGUAUGAGCUAAACGUGACCGCGAUGGAUGAUGGAUCUUGCUGCGUCAACGGCGAUACUACAAUACACACCAGUACCGCCGUUGUGGUAGUGUUUAUCACAGAUGUUAACGAUAACAAACCCAUCUUCAAAGAUUGUGGAACGUAUUACCCAAAGGUUGAAGAAGGUGCUCCAAACGGCUCCCCAGUGAUCAAAGUCCACGCAACAGAUGAAGACAAGGGCGUAAAUGGUCAAGUGAAGUACUCAAUCGUCCAGCAACCCAACCAGAAGGGCACAAAGUUUACAGUCGACGAGGAAACUGGUGAAGUCUCAACCAACAAAGUGUUUGACAGAGAAGGAGAUGACGGCAAGUUCGUGUCGGUCACAGUGAAAGCCACAGAUCAGGGAGAACCGUCAUUGGAGGGAGUCUGUUCGUUUACAGUGGAGAUUACGGAUGUUAAUGAUAAUCCACCCUUGUUCGACAGACAGAAAUACGUGGAAAACGUGAAACAAGACGCCAGCAUAGGCACAAACAUCCUGCGUGUUUCCGCUUCUGAUGAAGACGCUGACAAUAACGGCGCCAUCGUGUACACCCUCAAUUCUGGCUCUAACCCUGCUGAUCUCGAUUAUUUCGAGAUACAACCUGAGUCUGGAUGGAUCGUGCUGAGAAAACCCCUGGACGUAAGUAUUUUGUCAACUAUGACAUCUGCGGGAAGUUUUACAUGGAAGAUUUUGACAUUUUUCAACUGGAGGUGACGUUGAAACCAAAGUGCAACAACUGUGGUGGAUCGAAAGUAUUGGUUCGGU